UGAAAGUAAGACAAAAUUUUGUCUGAUAAAAAAUUGAUUUGGUACCUGUCAACAAUAAAACUCGGUCAGCGCCAGUGAUUUUCAAAUAAUCGGUGAAAAGUAACCGGUGUAUGUGAACCGGUGAUAUAUCGACCACCUCUAGUGUCAAAUGUCAAAUUAAAGGCUGCGUGUCAAAUGUGAAAGUUGUCAAUUUUAUUUCUAUCACAGGAAAAUUUUCUUGUAUAGAUAAAUAAUUAUUGUGAAAAAUAGAAACCUAUAAAUAAUUGGAAAUAAUAAGUAUAUUGUUAAGUUAAAAUGUUCGAAAUAGAAAUAGUUGGAGAAGAUCAAGAAACUUUAAAUAUUUUACCAGAAGAACUCGAUACAAUUUGUCGUUUGUGUCUCAAUAAAAAUGGUUCAGUUUUAUUAUUUGAGAGGAAACGUAAAAAGAAAGUCGUAGGAAAAUUCAAUAAGCUACUUUCCUAUUUGUCUUUACUACAAGUAGAAGAAGAUGAUGGUAUGCCGCAAAAAAUAUGCAACACUUGUACGACUCUAAUAAAUGAAUUUUACUAUUUUAAAGAACAAGUAAAUGCUUCUCAAGUUAUCUUGAAAAUAGCUUUGGGCAAAGUAAAUAUACAAAAAGAAAUAACUAAUGUUAAUAUUGAAAAGGAAAAUGUAAAAAUUGAUAACACAGAAAAGUCAGAUGGUAUCUGUAAGGAAGAAAUCGAAAUGAUUAGCGAUAUAAAUGAAAUAAAAGUAGAACAUAGUGAUAUUGAAUCGGACACAAUUGAGAAUUGUGAUUAUGUAAAUGAUUAUGUUGAUAAUUUUGUCGAAGUAAAACCUAUAAUACAAGAAAUUACUGAAGAAAUAUCAAUAAAAACAGAACAGAACGUAAAAGAAGUACCAGGAUAUACAUGUAUAACUUGCGGAGAAACAUUUAUCGAAAGAAAGGAGUUUUUAAGUCAUAGACGUAAAGAAAGAUACAUAAAAAGGAGAAUGAAUUCAAAUUUGAGACGGAUAUCAUGUCCUGUUUGUAAAAAAAUGGUAGUCAAAGAUCGGAUGGAAGACCAUAUGAAUGUACAUACCAAAACGAAACCACAUGUAUGUGAGAUUUGUGGUAAAAGUUUUGCUAGUAAGCCAAAUUUAUACACCCACAAAGUUAUACAUAGAGAAGUAAAACCUCACGUUUGUGAAAUAUGUGGAAGGGGUUUUACCCAAAUGCCUUCUUUGAAAGACCACAUGAGAUGUCAUAAUAAUGAAAAAUUGAUCUGCCAUAUUUGUGGAUAUGAUACAUUGACAAUGAGCGCUUUUAGGUGUCACCAGAGAAAACACUUGAAGAAUAAAGAUUACGGUAUAAAUGCACCUAAAAUUGGAAUAUCAAGACGCAAUCAAUAUCCAAAGAAAAAAGUUUGUGACAUUUGUAACAAACAAUUUCUGACAUAUCAGCGAUUAGCGGUUCACAUGUACGUCCACAAAGGAGAAAAACCAUACAAAUGUACGUUAUGUGACUCUAGAUUUGUGCAAGUGGGUCAAUUGAAUUGUCAUAUGAGGAUACACACGGGAGAAAAGCGAUAUGAAUGCAGUUAUUGUGGAAAAAAGUUCACUAUAAAUGGGAAUCUACAGCAACACAUUAAAAUACAUACUGGGGAAAAGCCUUUUUCUUGUGGCGUAUGCCAAAAAUCUUUUGUAACAAAUAGUAGUCUAACAAAACAUAAAAGAGUUCAUGACAAGAUAUGGAGUGUUACGACGGACAAGUAAUGUUAUUUUUAACAGACACGUUAUUUGUAAACAGGUUGUUAUUUAUGUGUUUAUAAAAUAACAGACCUGUUAAAAAUAACACAGGUUGUCAAUCAUAACCCCCUGUUUCUUCUGAUACACAAAAUCCAUCAAUGAACUAAAAUAUAUUAUUUUAAUGGAAUUAGUUUAGUAUUUAAUUUAUUUUGUUAUGCUUUAUUAUAAUCUUCUCAGUCUGUGUAGACUUUGUUGUUUAUAUCAUAUAGCUAUUUUUUAUGAUCUAGAGAGUAAUUAAAAAAUAAAAUAUUGAUCAAUCAUAGAUAA
Messenger RNA from Psylliodes chrysocephalus, 2034 nucleotides. NCBI's taxonomy places the organism in Eukaryota, Metazoa, Arthropoda, Insecta, Coleoptera, Chrysomelidae. The record is from the annotation of a GenBank genome assembly.